AUGUCCGACUCCCCUCAAUCUCCUCCAAAGGAUGUCGACCAAGGUGCACAGUCACCCGACGAGGAAGGACAAAUGAAUGAUAACCAGGAACCCCACUCGGCCGGAGGGACUGGCUACGAGUUUGAAGGUGUCAAGGAGCAAGACCGGUGGUUGCCUAUAGCCAAUGUUGCUCGAAUCAUGAAGAAUGCCCUUCCGGACAAUGCCAAAAUAGCCAAGGAAGCCAAGGAGUGCAUGCAGGAGUGUGUUAGCGAGUUCAUCUCCUUCAUCACCAGCGAAGCUUCCGAAAAAUGCCAACAGGAAAAGCGCAAGACGGUCAAUGGGGAGGAUAUUUUAUUCGCCAUGACGUCUCUGGGGUUCGAGAACUACGCGGAGGCUCUUAAGGUGUACCUGUCAAAGUACCGCGAGCAACAAAAUCAGUCGAACCGUGACCGCGUGUUGGAGAACAACACCACCUGGGGGAAUGCCAUGAUCCCCGGCGAAAAGACUGAGCCUGGCACAACCGGUCCCGAAUAUGCACAGCCCGAAGGAGCGAAUCCCGCCGAAGGCGGUGCCGAGCCGAACUACAUGUACACUUCUCAUGCUAGUCACAACGGAGCUGGUGCUGGGGAGAGCUAUUAG
Messenger RNA from Trichoderma citrinoviride, 618 nucleotides. Its product is annotated as CCAAT-binding protein subunit HAP3. Bases 1 to 618 code for a protein of 205 amino acids. Gene Ontology annotation, molecular function: protein heterodimerization activity; RNA polymerase II cis-regulatory region sequence-specific DNA binding; DNA-binding transcription activator activity, RNA polymerase II-specific. Gene Ontology annotation, cellular component: CCAAT-binding factor complex; nucleus. The record is from RefSeq and is a predicted model, not a curated record. The transcript has 4 exons. Gene Ontology annotation, biological process: regulation of transcription by RNA polymerase II. Lineage: Eukaryota; Fungi; Ascomycota; Sordariomycetes; Hypocreales; Hypocreaceae.